AUCUCUCUCGUUCUAUCUCUGUCUGCGUGUUACUGUGAGUGGAGCUAGAGCAGUCACAUUCACAGCCCAUGAGAAACCCAUAAAGAAAAUCUUUGAAAUUGUUAGCAAAAGAGUUCAGAAAAUCAGAAAAGGGUUUCUAAAUGGAGGACAAUCAGGAAGUAGAUGACAGUCAGUCUUUAGAGAUUCCAGAGAGCACACCUCAGAAGAAGCAAAAAACCCUUGAGGAGAUACUUUCUAGGCACAGGAAAGAGAUUGCCCAGCUGCAAAACAAGGAAGUUGCACUUAAGAAGACAGCAGCUAAAGGCAGCAAGGCUGAACAGAAAGCUAAGAAAAAACAAGUGGAGGAAGAGAUAUCACAACUUUCUGCAAAGCUUAAAGAAAACCAUGCAGAGGAACUAGCUUCUUUAGGGUAUAACAGUACUAAGAAGGAGGAGAGAGGCAAUCUAGACAGUUUGGUGAGGGCCAUAGCUGGGGUUUCUGUCACUGGUCAACCGGACCAAUCAAAGCCCAGUAAGAGUGUCAAGCGACGUGAGAAAAGAGCACAAGAAGAAGCAGCCAGAGAGCAAAGAAUACAAGAAGAGCAGAGCAAAAUUACAAGUGAUCGAAUGAUUGAGAGCGAAAAGUUGGAAAGAAAGCUAGAACCUCUUGGCUUGACUGUGAAUGAAAUAAAACCAGAUGGGCACUGUCUCUACCGUGCCGUUGAGGGUCAGCUCGCCCUCAUCUCAGGCAGUACUUCUCCAUAUACUUACCAAGAACUUCGAGAGAUGGUGGCUGCUUACAUGAGGAAACACGCGUCUGAUUUUGUUCCCUUUUUCCUGUCUGAGAGUAUGGCAGAUGGAGACUCUGAUGGUUCUCUUGCAGAGAGGUUUGAGAAUUACUGUCGAGAAGUGGAGUCAACAGCAGCAUGGGGAGGACAAUUAGAGCUCGGUGCUUUAACUCACUGCCUGAAGAAACACAUCAUCAUAUUUUCAGGAUCCUUCCCUGAUGUCGAGAUGGGAAAGGAAUACAAAUCCGAUAGUAGCAGAACUGGCUCAUCCAAUUCCAGUGUCAUGCUAUCAUACCAUAGGCAUGCAUUUGGACUUGGCGAGCAUUACAAUUCUGUCGUCCCAGUUUGAUAAAUAGGUUUCAUUAUAAUAUCCUAUAGGGAGAGAGUUAUGACUAUUGUCUUAUGUUUCUUUGUAACGUGCACAACUUUGUGUUGAAUUUUAAUUAUAACCCUCUAUGGGUAUUUUUAUUUUGUUGUGUUAUUACAGUUGGAUGGUGAGGACUUGGUUUAACCCGACGCCCGCGGUUUCUUUGAUUGGCGGAGCUGAGCCCAUCUGCAUGUCAUAAGAGUAUGUUUCUGCUGCUUGAGUUAGCUUGAGUGAAUGCUAUGAUAGGUUGAAAGUGAGACAAUGCUCAAGAGUUCCAUAAUUUGUUGCUGGAGGCAAUAGAGUACAUUUUUGGAUUCUAGAGUGAAGAAUAUAAAGUUGUUGUGCAAUCCACUGGUGCUUGGGGCAGAUUGGCAGUAACUUUUGAACAGCAAGCUAUAAGGCAAGAUGUAAAAAACUGUUUGUU
This is a messenger RNA of Ilex paraguariensis (yerba mate), 1557 nucleotides long. The record is from the annotation of a GenBank genome assembly. Lineage: Eukaryota; Viridiplantae; Streptophyta; Magnoliopsida; Aquifoliales; Aquifoliaceae.